This is a messenger RNA of Camellia sinensis, 3572 nucleotides long. Its product is annotated as serine/threonine-protein kinase KIPK2. Gene Ontology annotation, biological process: protein phosphorylation. Gene Ontology annotation, molecular function: ATP binding; protein kinase activity. The record is from RefSeq and is a predicted model, not a curated record. NCBI's taxonomy places the organism in Eukaryota, Viridiplantae, Streptophyta, Magnoliopsida, Ericales, Theaceae.
AGAGAGAGAGAAACAGUGAAAUAUACACAGAUUCCUCUCUCUCUCUCUUCCCAGCUCUGCCCACCACCGAUACUCCUCAAACCCCACCUAGGGUUUUCGUACUCCACAUUGCCGCUACCGCAUUUAGAUCACUGAAUCUAAAGCUUCAUUUUCAGAAUCUUGGUGGUGCAUGUGAAGUGACUGAAGGUCCUGAAAGGAGUCAAUGAACUGUAGAAGACAUAGCUUCUGUAUGAUCAAAGAAAGCUCUAUAUUUAUAUAGAAAAAAAUGAUGAAAGAAAGCUCGUGAUGCAUCGAAAAUGCUUCUUGAGAAAUGGAUUAAUUUGAACUUUGUAGCCUGUUUUCAACCUUUAUGGAUUAUUAUAUCCUUUUAGAUUCAUCACAUCUGGAAUAAUCCCAAGUCCCCUAAUGAUGGGUUCAUCUUCUGGUACUUGUGAAAUCAUUGAAGCAAAGGACGAGCUGAAUUCAGUUCAAAGUCCCAAAGAUAUUCAUCAAAUAAUAGCACAUGGUAAAGGUCAAAAAUCUCAACUGGGAUCUGAUCAUUCUCUGGAAGAUGAUAUCAAUAAGCUUUUCGAGGCAAUUAAUCUCAAACCACCAUCCAAGAGUCUGCAUCUUUCAGAUCAAGCAAGCACAGUCCCCUCAAGGAGAAAUUCGUUAAAGAAACCAAUUGGGGUGAGUGUGCCUCGUUCACCCGGAAAUGGAUUCUCAGAACCAGUGUCGCUGAAGCAGGCGCUAAGGGGGCUAUGUAUUUCUCAGGCAUCUGAAAUGGCUGCCAUGAAACGGUUAUCAAAGCCAAUAGGUUCUCCUAGGGUCUCAGAAGCUGGUAAGAUUGCAAGUUUGUACAGGUCCGUUGUAGUUGAAGCUGGUGAAUCUAGUGGUUCCCUAAAUGAAGUUAACAGAGAAUCUCUGGCGUCAGAAGAAGGCACGUCAAAUUCCUCCGAAAAAUUACCUGAGUGUCUGCCAGUGCCCAAGAUGAAGUCAUCCAACCAGAGUGCCAAUUCUUCUCCUCGAUUUGCGUUGACAACAACAGAAAAGGGUACAGGGUCUGAAUUAAUAAAAGAUAAAAUUAUACCUGUAACCGCAGAAGUUUGGAGUCCAAAAUUGAAGACAGAAUCAGCACAGGAAGAAAAGCUUGCAGCAGAUCCGUCUCCAUCUUGUUGUAAUAGUGGUGACAGCAUACUAGAGCCCAAGAUGAAAACGUCAAACCAAAGUGUCCAUUCUUUGCCCCAUUUUGCUUUGGCAAACACUGAAAAGGGUACAAGGCCUACAAUGAUAAAAGAUGAGAUACUUGCUUCAAAAGAAGUUCAGAGUCAAACAUUGGAGUUAGAGCUGUUACAGGAGGAAAAGCAUGCAGCAGUUUCUUCUCCUUCUUGUCAGAGCACUGGUGGUACAAUAGAGUCUGGGGAUAUUCCUGCCUCAGACAAAUUAGGGAACAAAGUCUUCGCACCAAAGUUAAGGCGGAAAGGCAGGUCACAGACACUACCUUCUUCAUCUCCUGCAAUGAAGAGCAAUAAAGGAAGCAAGUCAACAAGAAAGGCUCCACAUUUGGUGAAACCAGUCUUCAGGAACAAGCUCCUUGUUAAGAAGAAUUUAAAGCAGGUUUCAACUUCUGUUGGCUCCACUUCUAAUACUAAUAAAGAAAUUAAUGGUACCUUGGAUCUUAGCACUGGCCCAUUACUUUGCCAAAGAUGCCACUGUACUUUGACAAAUGUCGGGAAUGAGUCCAAUAAAGAUUCUCCUUCAUCCAACUGUACAAUUGUCGGUGCUGAGAUCAGCUCAAUUAAUCUGAACUCUGGUGCCAGUAAACUGGGCUUUGCUUCAAGUAACAGUAGCAAAAGCAGAACUGUGGUUGAAAACACAAGCAAGAAUGCGAAAACUAGAGAAAAGGGGGAUUUCUCUCAAAGUUCAAAAAGUAGCCUUGGCGAGUAUAGUAAUAGCACUAGCAUCAGUGAAGAGAGUGACCUCAGUGGAUCUAGUUGUGGCAAUAGGCCUCACAUGUCAAAGGACUUGAGGUGGGAAGCCAUCCGCCAUGUUAGGAAACAACAGGGAUUUCUUGGUUUGGGACAUUUUAAUCUGUUAAAGAAGCUUGGUUCUGGAGAUAUUGGUUCAGUGUAUCUUGCCGAGCUAAUCGGAACAAACUGCCUAUUUGCAAUAAAGGUUAUGGACAAUGAGUUUUUGGUCAGAAGAAAGAAGAUGCCAAGGGCCCAAACUGAAAGGGAAAUACUGAAAAUUCUGGAUCAUCCUUUUCUCCCCACACUAUAUGCACAGUUUACAUCAGAUAAUCUAUCCUGCUUGGUUAUGGAGUAUUGUCCCGGUGGAGAUCUGCAUGUCCUCCGGCAGCAGCAGCCUGGAAGAUAUUUUCCUGAGCAGGCAGCAAGGUUCUAUGUUGCUGAAGUCCUCCUUGCUUUGGAGUAUUUACAUAUGCUCGGAGUUAUCUACCGAGAUUUGAAACCAGAAAACAUUAUGGUUCGAGAAGAUGGUCACAUCAUGCUUACAGAUUUUGACCUGUCACUUAGAUGCACUGUAAGCCCAACUCUUCUGAAAUCAUCUUCAUCGAGUAUAGAGCCCCCAAAGAUGUCGGGUCCGUGCACGGCAUCCAACUGCAUUGACCCAUUCUGCAUUGAGCCAUCCUGUCAAGUCACAUGCUUCAGCCCAAGACUUUUACCUGCUGCAAAAGCAAGGAAACUAAAAGUAGACCUUGCAGCCCAGGUCAGGUUGUUGCCACAGCUUGUGGCUGAGCCAACAGAUGCCCGAUCUAACUCCUUCGUUGGGACUCAUGAAUACUUGGCUCCCGAGAUCAUCAAAGGAGAUGGCCAUGGGAGUGCUGUUGAUUGGUGGACAUUUGGUGUCUUUCUUUAUGAGCUUUUAUAUGGUAGAACACCGUUUAAAGGUGCCGGGAAUGAAGAGACAUUAGCUAAUGUGGUGUUGCAGAGCCUCAAGUUUCCAGAAUACCCACUUGUUAGUUUCCAGGCAAGGGAUCUCAUCCGAGGGCUGUUAGUUAAGGAGCCUGAGAAUCGGUUGGGAUCGGAGAAAGGGGCUGCUGAGAUCAAGCAACACCCCUUCUUUGAUGGCUUAAAUUGGGCACUGAUACGCUGUACCAUUCCACCUCAAUUGCCUGAGUUUUGUGAUGUUGGAAUUGUAAACGCGGCCUCUCAGGAGACGGGUAGAAAGUAUCUGGAGUAUGGGAUUGCAGGAGAGCACGUGGAGUUUGAAUUGUUCUAGAAAAAGAACUUAUACUUCAGGUAUUUACCUUCCUCUCCUCCCUUGUAACUAAUAUGUAAAUUUAGUAUGAUGAAUGUUGUAGAAAAGCUGUCAUGUAUGAUGUCAGAAAAUCGGUUGCUGAGACCUUCAUAAAAUGUCUUGAAAAGAUUGGUCCUAUUAUGAGAGCUGGCUGUUUCACCACGGAUUUGACAUUGUUCUACUAAGUGGUGUUGAGCCAAAUUUAUAACCAAUCAAGAGGUUGAUCCUGCAAUAUUGACAGUGAUAUCCUUUAUAUUGGAAGCAGAAACUGUAGGAAUUGAUAUUCCUUUUGAAAUCUUUAUAUUUUAGUGACAUCAUGAAGUUUUUAUCUUGCU